AUGGAAGAUGACGCCAAUGACGAUGAUGAGGAAGAUAAUUUGCCGCUCGCAGACCUUUGUAAGCGUGUCGUGCCACCGCAUCUGCCUGUCACAGACGCCGCGCUCCCGGAGCCUCCAUCACCGGCCACCUGCUGGCUAAAAUCGUGCCACAACCCUCUACCUCCCUUCGCUGAACGAUGGGAUGGCCAAUUUUGUUCCUGUGAUUGCCUCGUGAAGGCUUGUCGACAAGCCUUUAGGGCCUACCUCAGCCAGAGGAUGGAAACUCCCAACCACCAGGCUGUUUCAUGA
Dibothriocephalus latus is the source of this 288-nucleotide messenger RNA. The record is from the annotation of a GenBank genome assembly. NCBI's taxonomy places the organism in Eukaryota, Metazoa, Platyhelminthes, Cestoda, Diphyllobothriidea, Diphyllobothriidae.